AUGGGUGUCAUAACCGUAUGGUAUAAAGCCGAGCUGUCGGAUGAAGUCUUGCGCGACAAGCGGUCGAUGGACAACCUCCUCAGGCGCAUGGCACUGAUACCAGCUACAACCCAGUGCAGGCCAGACGACAUAUCAUAUAAAAAGGUUGACCUUGAUUGGGAAAUAUCAACAGUUGCAACAAAAUUAGUGGUGGAGGGGCAAUUUCUUAAGGUAGUGACAAAGGCAGAGUCAGAUUUUUGGAAGAGGAAAGCACCUAGACUGGCUGAUACUCCAGAGAGGACCCCAUUAACACCACUGGGAAGCCCAUCAACAUCGGGGAUAAUAUUAGCUGAGGAGGAGAGGGAGACAGAAGUAGUAAGGACACGAGAGGAAGAGAUAGAAAGAGAAGCAAUCAAGAGACGAGAGGAGAUAGAGAGAGAAGCAAUCAAGAGACGAGAGGAGAUAGAGAGGGAAGCAGCAAAGAGACGAGAGGAGAUAGAGAGAGAAACAGUGCAGAGACGAGCGGAGGAGAUAGAGAGAGAAGCAGUACAGAGGCGAGCGGAAGAGAUAGAGAGAGAAGCAGUGAAGAGACGCAAGGAGGAGAUAGAGAGAGAAGCAAAGAGGCUAGCGGAGGAGAUGGAGAGAGAAGCAGUGAAGAAGCGAGCGGAGGAGAUGAAGAGAGAAGCGCAGAGGCGAGCGGAGGAGAUGGAGAGAGAAGCAGUGAAGAGGCGAGCGGAGGAGACAGGGAGAGAAGCAGUAAAUAGACGCAAGGAAGGGAUGGAGAGAGAAGAAGUGAAGAGGCGAACGAAGGAGACGGAGAGGGAAGCAGCUAAAAAAAACAUCGGAUGA
Messenger RNA from Saccostrea cuccullata (small rock oyster), 828 nucleotides. RefSeq lists its product as uncharacterized. The transcript has a single exon. The coding region runs from base 1 to 828 and encodes 275 amino acids. The record is from RefSeq and is a predicted model, not a curated record. Lineage: Eukaryota; Metazoa; Mollusca; Bivalvia; Ostreida; Ostreidae.